CUCGGCCAGGAGGAUCAAGACCGUCGUCAAAAAAGAGAAGGUGGCCUGCUCGCCGCGCAAGGACGGUCCGCUGGGGGACGAGCCGUGCGACGAGCUGACGCUGGUCGGCCACGUGCACCAGCCGAGCGCCGACCAGCUGCUGGACGAGGCCGGCCACUACUACCUGCACGCCGGCUGUGCGCUGUGGUCGCGCGGCGUGCGCUCGCCCGACGACGGCCUCAGCCUGGAGGGCGCCGAGCGGGCCGUCAGCGCCGCCGCGGCCGUCCGCUGCAGCUUCUGCCAGAGGUUCGGCGCGUCGGUGUACUGCGCUGUCGACGAGUGCCUGGCCGUGUUCCACCUGCCGUGUGCCGCCGCCUCGGGCGCCUUCCAGAACAUGAACACCAAACAGGUGUACUGUGUCACCCACCUGAGUCGCAUUCCGGCCGACGGCGAGGAGGCCUGCAUCAACUGCGACGACUCGGGCGCGCUGGAGUCGAUGCUGUUCUGCUCGUCGUGCGGCAACCACUUCCACGCCGACUGCACCACCCCGCCUCUGCCCCUGAGUCCGAACGUGCGGGCCGGCUGGCAGUGUCCCAGCUGCAAAGUGUGUCAGCACUGCAGGCAGCCGGGCGAGGAGGGCCGCCAGCUCUGCUGCGACAGCUGCGACAAGGCCUUCCACAUCUACUGCGUCCGGCCCACGCUCGGCGCUAUACCAAAGAGCGGCUGGAAGUGCCGGUACUGCCGCGUCUGCACCGACUGCGGCUCCCGCACGCCCGGCGCCGGCAUCAGCUGCCGCUGGCACAACACGUACUCGGUGUGCGACUCGUGCUACCAGCAGCGCAACAAGGGCGUCUGCUGCCCGGUGUGCGGCCGCGCCUACCGCCACUUCGCGCAGAAGACCAUGCAGCAGUGCAGCGCCUGCCGACGGUACGUGCAUAGCACGUGCGACCCGGAGGCCGACCCGUCGGCGGUGCAGCAGCGGCGCCAGGCGGCGCCCGACUACGAGUACGUGUGCUCGGUGUGUCAGACGGGCGGCGCGCCGGCGCGCUCCGGCCGCCCGCACGACGACGGCUCGCUGGACAGCCACGGCGAUGUGCCCGCCACGCCCGGGUCGGCCCAGCCCGGCGGCGAGCCCUUCCACUUCGGGGAUGACGUGGCGCCGCGGGCCAAGGGCGGAGGCAAACCGAUGCAUCUCGUCAAGAAAAAGCUAGGUAUCAAGAGCGGCAGCGGCGGUAGGCUGGGUGUGAAGCCGGCCAAGCCGGCCAAAAUCGACGUGCUGAAGAAGAAGCGGCUGCCCGACCUGAACAGGAAGCGGCCGUACAAGGCCAAGGUUCGCGGCAUGUUCGGCGCGCCGGCCGUGUCACUCCAGCGUCCGGAGAACCCGAUGGGCCACGCAGCCGGCGGCGGCUCCUACUACAAGACCAACCCGAACGAGGACAACCAGAUGGUGCUGUGCUCGUCCAAGGACGAGUUCGUGCUGCAGCAGGACGUGUGCGUCAUGUGCGGCUCGUUCGGUCAGGACAUGGAGGGACGGGUCAUCGCCUGCUCGCAGUGCGGCCAGGCCUACCACCCGUACUGCAUCAACGUCAAGGUGUCGAAGGUGCUGCUGGAGCGCGGCUUCCGCUGCCUCGACUGCACCGUCUGCGAGGGCUGCGGCCAGAAGAACGACGAGAGCCGGCUGAUCCUGUGCGACGAGUGCGACAUCUCCUACCACACCUACUGCUUGAAGCCGCCGCUCGACUACGUGCCGCAGGGCGGCUGGAAGUGCCAGUGGUGCGCCGUGUGCGUCCACUGCGGCUCCAACAGCCCGGGCGUCGGCUGCUCCUGGCUGGACAACUACAGCAUGUGCGGACCGUGCGGCUCGCUGACCCGCUGCGCCACCUGCGAGGGCCCCUACACCGAGGGACAGCUCAUCAUCCAGUGCUCCGUUUGCCAGAGGUGGGGCCACGCGGCCGACGACUUCAUCCACAGCGAGGAGGACGCCGAGGUGUGCGCCACCAUGGGGUACAUGUGCGCGCGCUGCCGGCCGGCCGACGAGCCGCCGCCGCACAUGCAGCCGUCGGUCGACGCCAGCAUCGUGGAGCCCGACAGUCCAGAGCCUGAACAGUGGCGGCCGUCCAAACACUUCUUCGUGCUGGAGGGCGUGUGUGUCUCGGACACGGGCUGCAAGGUCAUCCAGGGGCUCACCAUUGAGCCUGCCAAGAAGAAGAAGAAGCGCGUCGACUGUAAGAGCGACGGCGGAAUAUCGGCCGCCAUUGAUAGCGUGCUGGGCAAUACGUCGAUCGAGGAGUCUGAGGAGGCCGACGGGCCGGCCGAGUCGGCGGCGCCGUCCUGCUUCAAGGACGGCAUGGUGCUGCCGGCGCGCGAGGACGGCGCGCCGCCGGAGCCGCCCGACGGCUUCAGCAUCUCCCGGCUCGAGUCGGGCGACUACGUCAUCCGCAAGAAGCGCACGCGCAACAUGCAGAAGAUCGGCGUCGGCGGGUUCUACGUGAAGGCGCGCGGGCCCAAGAUCCUGAACAUGAAGGACGAGGAGGAGCGCCAGGAGGCGGCGCAGGCGGCGGCGGCGGCGGCGCUGGCGGCUGCCACGGCGACGGCCGAGGGCGGCGCGGCGCCGCUGACGCCGGGCGCGCCUGUGACGCCCACGGACGACAGCCACACACCGGUCUCGGCCGGCGACACAUCCGCCACGCACUUCGCCGUGCCCGGCGACAAGCCCAAGAAGAAGGCCGUGCGCAGGAACAAGAAGUACAAGCUGAUCGAGGCGUACCCACUCUAUUUGCAGGAGUCAUUUUUCGGGAAAGAGCUGAUGGAUGGCUCAAAGGACGCCAAGGCGCCGGAGGGAGAGGAAGACAAAGAGGAGCCGAACCCGCCCGAAGAGGAUGAAGACGACAUUGCGCCUCCGGAGGAACUCUGCACGGUCCAGCUGUCCAAGGCGGAGAAGGAGCUUGUGCGGGAGGCCCAGGAACGCGUGGAGACGGAGGAGCGCCGCUGCCAGCAGGAGCGCGACGCGGCCACCAAGGAACUGGCGUCCGGCUCGGGCGCCGGCGCCGACGCCAAGUCAGACAAGAUGAACGAGACGGACGACGACGCCGACGACGCGCUGGGCGACAUAUUCCCGGGCCUGGGCGCCGACCUGGAGGGCGACCUGGUCGACACCAUCCUCAACGACGACGGCGACGAGCUGGCCAAGCACGCCGACCUGGAGGACAUCCCCGACUCGGAGCUGGCGGCGGCCGACGCCGACAUGUCGGGCGACGAGGCCGAGGCGGCCAGCAAGGACGAGCUGUCGGAGCUGCUGGCCGGCCACUGGCCCGACAGCUUCGAGUCGAUGGUCACCGGCCUGCCCAACAUGGACGGCCAGGACGUGGAGGACCUGCUGAAGGACACGCUGGACGUGCCGGCGCCGCCGGCGCCGUUCGGGGAGUUCGGCGAGCCGUCGAGCGGCGGCGAGGCGCCGCCCGGCAGCACAGGCGAGUCGCAGACCUACAACCAGCGCAACAUGGCCAAGUGGGAACACGACGAGAGUCUGGGCGAGGCGGCCACCAUCUCGCCUGUGCUCUACGCCAACCACAAACACCCGGAGCUGCGUGCCGAAUUUCCAGCGGUCGCCGACCGAGUGCGGCAGAUCAUGAAGAUUUGGCGCGCCCUCUCGCCGGAGAGCAAGCAGCCAUACCUGCAGAAGGCGAAGGAGAACCGCUCGGCGAGCAAGGAGGCCGUCCAGCCGCGGCCCACCACGCUGCAGACCAACGAGCAGCAGUGGCGGCAGAUGCAGCGCCAGCUGGAGGAGGACCUGCCCACCUCGCUGCAGAGCCGCGUGCCGCCCCAGCUGCACGUGACCACCUCCCAGCCGUCCCAGCUGCCCCAGCAGUCACGGCAGGCUCAGCCGGCGCAGGGAGCGCAGCCAUCGCAGCCAUCGCAGCCAUCACAGCCGCCGCCAGCCACCGAGGAGAAACAGGAGGGCGACGACGACGACGAGCUGCUCGGUAUCGGAGAUGACUUCAACCUACUCAACUACGCGCAUCCGGAGCUCGGUGAGCACAAGACGGUGCUAGAGCUGGUGGGCGAGGAGUCGGAGGAGCAGGAGAGCCGCGCCGAAGCCGACGGCGCCUCAGCCGGCGCCGCCCCCGGCGCGCAGCCGCUACAGCCGCUCAGCGAUAUGGACUUUGAGAAGCUGAAGGCGGACGUGAUGGCGGCGCCGGCGGUCGGCAUGAGUCCGCCCGCGCAAGCCAGACCGAUGGUCCGAGCCGAGUACGUUGCCGGGGCGGCCCCGGCGGCGCCCCAUCCGCCCAUGGGCCAGAUGUACCAGGGCAUGCAGACCAUGGUGCGGCCCCAGAUGGGCAUGCAGCAGGUGCAGGCUGCCCACGACCCCGGCAUCCACCCAGCGCUGCUGGCUCAGCAGCGUGAGAGCACGCUGCACUCGCAACGGGCGCCGCCGGCGCUGCUGGCCAGCCCGGCGGCCGCCGCGCCGCCGCCCGUCACGCUCACCGUGAAGAACACUCUGGCGCCGCCGCUGCCGGUCGACAACCCGCAGACGCCCGAGCAGUUCAAGGCCAUGCAGGAUUACGAGCAGUGGCUGCUGCAGGAGCAGCAGGUGUACAGCAUGCAGCUGAAGACGCUGGAGGUCGAGAUCACCAAGUACCGCAAGCAGCGCCGCUCGUUCAACAGCAAGCAGCGCACGCUGCGCAAGAACAACCAGGAGCUGAGCGAGGUGGACGCGCUCGAGUUUGACCGCAUCUGCGCGGAGCAGGCGGCCAUUCAGAAGCAGAUUGAGUCGGUGCGCAAGGGCUCACGCCAACACAACGCACUGCUGCAGGAGCACCGCAACAAGAGGCCAAAGCCGCCGGCGCCGCCGGGCGCGGGCGGGGGCGCCGCCUCGCCGGGUCUGCGGCACCCGGUGUCGCCGCUGGACGGCGCCGCCGCCGCCGCCGCCGCCCAGUUCUCGCCGCACAGCAGUCCGCAGGAGCCGCGCCUGCACCCGGUGCUGAUGCAGCGCUUCCCGCCGGGGGCGCGCACGCCGAGCCCGCAGCAGAUGCGGCGGCCGUCGGGCGGCCCACUGGCCAGCCCGCACUACCCGCAGGUGAUGUCGCCGUCGCCGUUCGUCACCAGCCCGCAGCCGAGUCCGAUGAUGUCCCCGGCGCACGUGGCCAGCCCGGGCGGCGUGCACCACCCGCAGAGUCCGCACACGCCGCAGCAGACGCCCGAGAACGUGCUGCUCAAGAAGCUGCUGCAGAACGCCGGCUGCGCCACCACGCUGAGCUCCGGUGACACGGCCGUGGCCGGCCUGGUGGUGGUCACCAAGGUGGUGAUGGUGACCACCAGCGGCCUGGUGGCGUCGCGGCCGCUCUCACUCGGCAUGGUGCGCACCGUCAGCGCGCUGCCGGCGACGGCCGCCAUCUCCACCCCCGCCGCCGCCGCCGUGCGCGACGGCGCUGGCACCCCGCAGACUCCGCCCGGGGCUGAGGUCGGCGCGUCAGCCGCCGGCACUCUGCCCUGCAGCUCUGCCACAACGCCCACCAGCUCCACAACGCUGCCGCCCGACGUGCUGCAAAGGGCCCGGGAGGCUGAGGAGAUGAAGAAGCAGAAACGGCGUCAGUACCAGCAGAAGCGUCGCCAGUCGCAGGGCAAGGAGGGCGGCACGUCCAAAAAGCGGCCCAGGAAGGGGUCGAAGCUGGAGGAGGACUACGACGCGUUCCUGGAGACGCUGAUGUCGCAGCUGGCGGCGCUGCCGACGCUGUCGGUGCAGGAGCCGCCGGUGCCGGCCAGCCUGGGCGUGGUGGCGCCGCCGGGCGCCGGGCCGCAGGCGGCCAACCUGGGCCGGCCCGACUACGAGCCCCGCCUGGGCGAGCUCCGACUGCGCGACGGUGACACGCUGGAGGCGCGCCGCGGCGCCGGCGACUACUACAGUCGGCGGCCGUUCGGCGACCGGCAGCCGCUGCCCACCACGCACACGCUGGGACGCACCAUACUCGGCUUCUACGAGCAGGAGUUUGGCAGGAAGGACGACAUCAUUCCGUGCCGCCGCGGCCGGCUGGACGGCCUCUCGGGCGGCGGCAGCACGCCGGCCCGCGACGCCGACUCGCCCGACACUGUCAUCAGCUCGUCCUCGCCGGAGACCGUGGUGCCCGACUGCAGCUACAGAUACCCCGGGCUGCGGCUGAUAGAGGACGACUGGCUGGAGCCGCCGGAGCGGGCCCGCUGCGCCUCGCCUGACAUCCCGCUGAUCGCGCCCGUGCCGGUCCGGCCGCGGCCUGGCGUCACCAGCAGCCAGCUCAACGGCAUGGACAAGGAGAAUAAGGAGCUGUCGCUCAAGUCUCACCUGGGCAUCGAGUCGCCGCUGCCGCCGCGCGACUCCGGCCAGGUGACGGUGACGCUGACGCUGACCUCUGAGAAGGCGCAGGACGUGGGCGCCGUGCUGCGCAGCCUGGCCUCGCUGCUGAACAUCUCGCCGCCGUCCGGCUACCAGGUCAUCGAGCGCACCGGCACGCCGCCCAGCCAGCGACUCGGCCUGUACCGGCAGGCGCGCGGCAAGGACGGCCGCGACCAGAUCGUCGACAUCCAGACGAUCCUGAACGGCAAGGCGCGCUUCUGCCAGUACUGCGAGGUGGUCAUCCUCAGCGACAUCAUCACCAAGGCCAAGACGGAGCUGCCGUUCGUGCGCGACGCCGACCAGCUGGCGGACGAGGUGCACUUCUGCAGCCAGUCGUGCUACGGCCAGUUCACCAGCAGCCAGCUGACGCCGGCGGCGGCCGCCGAGCGGCGCGCCGCCGCCGUGGUCGACCAUACCGGCGGAGACAUGUUCACCAACGGCGCCGACCCCUUCACCAAGGAGCUGCUGAGCGUGCGCGAGCGGCAGCUGUCGCGGCACGAGUCCGGCGACUCGAGCCGCCACCUGUCGGGCGGCGCCGGCAGCGACAGGAAAGAGGAGCCCGGCAAACGCUGGAAGAACAUCCGCUACCGCACCUGGUCAGAGGCCAUCCGGCUGCCUAAGAAGUACCGUAAGCCGUCCGACAACGAGCUCACGCAGCUGCUGUUCCAGAUGGGCAUCUGCAUCAUGCCGAGCCGGAUGCCGGAGGAGGUGCGCCGCUGCCUCUUCUGCCAGCUGAUCGGCGACGCCAUGUCGGACGGACCGGCGCGCCUGCUCAACUUCGACGUCGACAAGUGGGUGCACCUCAACUGCGCCCUUUGGGCCGACGACGUGUACGAGACGGAGAGUGGCUCGCUCGUCAAUGUCGACGUGGCGCUGAAGAAGUCGCUCAACGCCGCCUGCACGCUCUGCAAGGAGACGGGCGCCUCCAUCAAGUGCUUCAAAGUGCGCUGCGACAAGACCUACCACCUCACCUGCUCUGUCAAGGACAAGUGCACGUUCUACAAGAACAAGACCGUCUUCUGCCGCGAGCACAUCCCCAAGGGCGAGAAGGACAACGAGCUGACCACGCUGGCCGUCUACCGGCGCGUCUACAUCGAGCGCGAGGAGAACAAGCAGGUGGCGGUGGUGAUGCACCAAGCCGGCUCGGACCAGUCUCACCUGUUGCGCGUGGGUACGCUGGUCUUCCUGUCGGUCGGCCAGCUGCUACCCCACCAGCUUAGCGCCUUCCACACCGGCAACUACAUCUACCCCAUCGGAUACAAGAUCAUCCGGCUGUAUUGGAGCUUCCGACGAGUCAACAAGCGGUGCCAGUACAUCUGCUCCAUCCAGGAGCGCGACGGCCUGCCCGAGUUCCAGAUCGUGGUGCGGGAGCCGCCGCUCAAGGAGAUCACAUUCACAGACGCCACCUGCCUGGGCGUCUGGAAACAGGUGCUGAAGCCGCUCAGUCGGACGCGCGAGGAGGCCGGCAUGGUGCGCCUGUUCCCGCAGUACGUGACCGGCGAGGACCUGUUCGGCCUCACCGAGCCGGGCAUCAUCAAGAUCCUGGAGUCGCUGCCGGGAAUCGACACGCUCACCGACUACCGCUUCAAGUACGGCCGGAACCCGCUGCUCGAGCUGCCGCUGGCCAUCAACCCCACCGGCUGCGCGCGCUCCGAGGCCAAGCUGCGCACGCACUUCAAGCGGCCGCACACGCAGCGGCCCAGCGGCGGCCACUCGCGCGCGCUCGCGCAUAGCAGCUACACCAGCGACAGCAGCGCGCCGUACUCCAAACAGUACGUGCACUCGCGCAGCUCCCAGUACAAGAAGAUGAAGCAGGAGUGGCGCAACAACGUCUACCUGGCGCGGUCAAAGAUCCAGGGCCUGGGUCUGUACGCGGCGCGCCCCAUCGAGAAGUUCACCAUGAUCAUCGAGUACAUCGGCGAGGUGAUUCGGAACGAGAUCGCCGAGUGCCGCGAGAAACGCUACGAGGCGGCGAACCGAGGCAUCUACAUGUUCCGCGUGGACGAGAACCACGUGGUGGACGCCACGCUGUCGGGCGGGCUGGCGCGCUACAUCAACCACUCGUGCAACCCCAACUGCAUCACAGAGAGCGUGGAGGUGGACCGCGGCCACCACAAGAUCAUCAUCUUCGCCAACCGACGCAUCCAGCGCGGCGAGGAGCUGGCGUACGACUACAAGUUCGACAUAGAGGACGACAGCAACAAGAUCCCGUGUCUCUGCGGGGCGCCUAACUGUCGCAAGUGGAUGAACUAGGGCUGCCCAGGGUCCACCGGGCGGGACUCGCCCCAGUUAGGGGCGACGGGGGCUCGCGAGGGACAGGGCGCAGCUGGGGCCGUUGUGGGGGCGACUGACGGACGUGGGAUGUUUGAGCAUCACGCCAGCUGGGGUCUCGCGUCUGUCCGCACCGCCCCCAGCAAGCGUUGCGUUAUUGUAUUGUUGCACUCUAGGUUUAGCGGCAUUGUUUGUACGACACGCCGUGUCCAGUCGUGCGUUGGCAUUAUCGUCUCGUCAUUUGCAUCAUACGUGAAUACACAUGUUGAA
Molecule: messenger RNA, 8887 nt
Organism: Pollicipes pollicipes
Lineage: Eukaryota; Metazoa; Arthropoda; Thecostraca; Pollicipedomorpha; Pollicipedidae
Product: histone-lysine N-methyltransferase 2D
Exons: 49
Coding region: 374-8599 (2741 amino acids)
Biological process (GO): positive regulation of transcription by RNA polymerase II
Cellular component (GO): MLL3/4 complex; nucleus
Molecular function (GO): transcription coactivator activity; histone H3K4 methyltransferase activity; protein binding
Source: RefSeq, a predicted model, not a curated record